Molecule: messenger RNA, 3336 nt
Organism: Hippocampus zosterae (dwarf seahorse)
Lineage: Eukaryota; Metazoa; Chordata; Actinopteri; Syngnathiformes; Syngnathidae
Gene: smpd4
Product: sphingomyelin phosphodiesterase 4
Exons: 19
Coding region: 642-3230 (862 amino acids)
Biological process (GO): sphingomyelin catabolic process; glycerophospholipid catabolic process; ceramide biosynthetic process
Molecular function (GO): sphingomyelin phosphodiesterase D activity
Source: RefSeq, a predicted model, not a curated record
AGUGAAGAAGACGACGAAGAAGAAGAAGGAGGAGGCUGCGGCGGGCGGAAACUGUCGCUUGACGUGAAAACACGACUAAAAAAAGUUUAUCCAACGUUUUUUUUCCUAUCUGUGAAGGCGCACGGAAGGUCAGUCACCGGGACAACGUUCAACCGUUUGAUAAUCGCAAUAAUUAUAACCUCGUUUUGUUUUCUAAGCUUGCUAACCCAGUGUCUGAUGCUAAUUACUGAUAGCUACUUUGCUGACUUAAAUCAAGUAAAAAGAAAGUGACUUCUUUACGGCCGCCAGCAGUUCUGACACACUCACACUGAGUGAUAAUUGAAUCUGUCAAAAAUGUUUUGGUUAAUUGUGCUGAAAUUAUCAUGAAGGCUUCAGCGCAGAGCGCGAGUGGUUAGCACAUGUGCCUCAUAGCUCUGCAUUUGGGAGUUCGAAUCUGGGCGCCAGUUUUUUUCUUUUUUUUUGGUGGACUUUGCGACCCACGUUCCAAAACAUGUUAUUCUUCAUGCUUCAUUCAAAACUCGGGCGACCACUCAUUGCCUCACUGAAAAACUGACAGUCUACGGCGACCAGUCAGUGCUUUGCGAUUGGCUCAGGAGCGAAGGAGACUUUGGGCGACGAAUUGCGCUGCCAGCUGCUGUUUGAUGGCAGCUCCAAGCUUACAACAUCCUGGCUUUCUCCUGGCAAACCUUAAAGUGGACUCACCCAACAAAACUUUGGCUCAGCGAUGCCAGGAUCUCACCAAGAUCAUCGAUGACUAUCACGCAAAGGAGCUGCACGUCAUCUUCUCGUGGUUAGUGGAGAGCGUCUUCGGAAGCCUGGAUGGCGUCCUGGGAGGAUGGAACCUUCGCCUUCUCCAUUCGCGAUGCAGCGACUUUGCACUGGUCGUGGACUUCCUGAAGCCCAGUGGGUCCAUGAUGAAACUGGUUUACAAACUUCAAGCAGAAGAGUACAAAUAUGAAGUGCCUGUCAAUUAUCUGCCGGCGCCGGUGAAGACGUCCAUCCAGGAAGGCGUCCUUCCCGACUGUCCGCUUUUUCACAACCGGCCUCACUUUCCCAUGUCUGGCAUGCUGACUCUCAACAUGGCGCUGAAUCCUUUUGAGUUCUUUAUGUUCUACUUUGCCUUCUGUCUCAUUACGCCAAAGAGCUUGCCUGUGGGCCAGCACGGCGGCACCACUGACAGCGCCUACUUCGUGCUGGUGGACAUGUACCUCAAGUACUUCCUGCCUACCGAAGGAAGCGUGCCCCCGUCCCCGUUUUCUGACAACAGGGGCUCCGUCAGCGCACCUACUCCAAGGUCGUCCAACAUCUCCUUGGCGGGUUACGGCCUCCACAGUCCCAGCCUGCUGAAGCAUCACAUCUUUCAUCAGCCGUCCGUCAACGCCGACCCCGCCGCCCAGGAAAUCUGGAGGUCCGAAACGCUGCUGCAGAUGUUUGUGGAGGUGUGGCUGCAUCACUACUCUUUAGAGAUGUACCAGAAACUGCAGUCUCCUCAGGUGAAGCUGGCGCUGCUCCAGUACCGCCUCAGUAUGUCCAGCAUGCCGUGCCAACCACACAUCCCACCAGGCUCAGGGACCCUCCACACCUACCAAGUACAUAAACCUUCUUGCUCCCCCCCCCCCCCCCCCCCCCGCCUGCCACGCCGUUACCUUUGGUCCGGCUCAGGGGUACUUGGUGGAGACCCGAAGGUCCUGCUCAAGGAACCGUUCAGCCCCAGCGAGGAGCACGUGUUGGCCGUGCGGCUGCUGGUCAAACAUCUGCACGCCUUCUCCAACAGCCUGAAGCCGGAGCAGGCGUCGGUUUCCCCCGCCCACUCGCACACCCACGCCAGCCCCCUGGAGGAGUUUAAGAGAGUUGUGCAGCAGCGCUUCGUGCAGCAGAAGCUGUUCUUGUUCCUGCAGCACUGUUUCGGCCACUGGCCUCUGGACGCCUCCUUCCGAGCGGUGCUGGAGACGUGGCUGAGCUUCAUCCAGCCGUGGCGGUACGCCGACGACAAGACGGCCCACGCGCAGGCAGACGGCGGCGGCGGCAGGAGCGACCCCGAGAGAUGGGAGUCGUUUGUUCAGGAGAAUCUGCUGGUUUACACCAAGCUCUUCCAAGUGUUCCUCAACAGAGCCGUGCGCAUGGAUCUGGUCAACGCCAAGAACGCGCUGAUGCUCUUCCGGGUGGCCAAAGUCUUCUCUCAGGCCGACCUCGCAGACAUGAUCCACAAGGCCGAACAGCUGUUCCUGGAGCCGGAGCUGGUCCCCCAUCACCGGCAGCAGCGGGGCUACCUGACGCCCGGUCAGAGCGGCAGCUUCUUGUCGUCACGGCAACGCAGCGCCACAGAUGCCGUGUUCCGGGUCAAGAGUCACGUGUACGCCUUGGAAGGCCAGGACUGCCAGUACAAGCAGAUGUUUGGCUCGGAGCUGCGGACUGUGGUGGUGAAAUUGAUCCAGGUGGUCGCACAAGCCAGACAGACGGCCAAACGGAUUUCGGACCGCUCCAGCCAAGCGGCGGCCAGCAAGUCUUUCCUGUCUUGGUUGACCGCGCCUUCCUCGGACUCCAACAACGGGCUUUGCGGCCUCGAGUCGGACGACAGCACCGAGUAUCUGAGGAAGACUCACGAGUUCCUGGACAGAGCGCUGGAGAACUUGUGCACCAUCUUCAAGCUCAACCAGGGUCAGUUGAGUCAGCUCAUGGCCAACGUGACGUCCUCUCAGGAUGACGGCGAGUCGAGGCAGCUGCCCGACUGCGUGGUGGGAGAGCGCGGCCUGGUCCUCACCGACUUGGGAAGGAUGCAGAUUAUCAACGGGCUCCGGAGGUUCGACAUUCAGUACCAAGGUGACCCGGAGCUGCAGCCAAUCAGGAGCUACGAGAACGCACUGCUGGUCAGGUUCUUGUACCGGAUGUCGUCGCUGCUCAACGACCAAUUUGAAAGCCACUUGACCGAGAUGUGCUCGCGGACGGAUUUCGCCGGUCGACUGGCUCGUCACUACCUGACGGAUCCCGAUCCCGACGCGGUCCUGGCGAGGAGUCCUGCGUCCCCUCAGUUCUUGGACCGGAAGCGGCAACCUCGUGUCAGCUUGCGACCGCUGGCCAGCUACAGGACAAUCCUGCUUCUUGUCCUAAGCUACGCUGCGGGCGCCGUCUUGUCCUUCGGCCCGGUGUCCAGCACCUUACUCAUCCUCGCUGCCGUAUUCCUCCACGGAGUGGCCGCGAUGCUGUAUGCGGAUAAAUGGAAGACGCACUAGCGUGAAUGGCGCGGAACUUUGUACAGGCGCGGGAGUCCAGCGGCAGCUCGUGUCAAAGGUCAACAAUUUUCAUCGCAAAACACUCAAUAAAGUGUUUGGCUUUCAA